AUGCCUGACGCCGAGGGCACCACCCCGGAUUCGCAGAUGAGGAAGAGAAAACACGAGGACUACGCGGACAUCGGAAGAGGGUUGGAGUCUACGUCUUCUGCCGACCCUCUCACCCAAAACGAUGACGGUGGCGACGACGUCCUGCGUGUGCCCAAUGGAGGUUGGCCAAAUCAUGUCCGUGAAGCGGCGAAAACUCUUAAAGAUUUGGUCGACGGAGUGUUGCAAAGCCCACAAAUCGCGGAGCGGAAGUCGAGCAAAGCGAACUGGCAGUUGCUGUUGGAGUCGUUCAAGAGCCGUGCCAAGAUUGAUGAGUCACGCGAUGCCACGGGCAAGCUUGGCGAUCUAUUUGAGCUCUUCUGUGUGCUGUUUUUGAAUUACUGGAAUGCUUAUAUAUUCUCUGCGUUGCCGCGAGGGAAAAUUACCCAAAUUUGCUGGCUGCGAGGCGACGAAAAAAAUUUCCCAAAGGCACAAGAGACUGGAUAUGAGCGGCGUGGACAGGACCUCACGGACAAAGGUAGUGAUGUGGUGCUACGGCAUCAAACCACCGGGCACAUGACGCUUGUGCAAUGCAAAUUUCGGUCAUCAAAUAGGACUGCAGCUGACGAGGGAGGAUUCUUUCAAGAUUUGGUACAAGCCAGGGAUAUGUACGGCGGCAGAAAACGGCAUGGGCUCUGGAUGGGGACAGAUGCACCGCAUCCACGUUUCGAAGAGCGUGGCAUUCACAUUCAUUCGUUUAUGCGUGAUGUUUAUGCGAAGUACACUACCCAGGAUUUUCUUGAAUAUGUUCAUCGCUGGUGCGAAGACACUCUCGCCAAGCAAAUUCCGCGGUCGCCUGAUGAGGCCCUGAUGGAAUGUAAUUAUACUCCGCGUCCAGCCCAAGAACGACAAUUGGAAGGCUGGAAAGGUUUUCUCGACAAAUGCUGGGGGACAUUUUCGAGCAACAAUUCCUCGCAAAGCCUAAGGGCACAGAUGAGCAUGUGGUGCGGCACCGGGAAGACAUUCACGGCAUUCCUCAUGAUCAAGGAAUUCGUCAGGUACACCGCAGGUGUGACCAGUGGGGGAGCGACCGUCGUCUAUUUUGUGCCAAGCCUAUGGCUCAUGGAGCAAACGUUCAAAAGCUUUUUUUGUCAAUGCAGAAGAAAUCAAAUCAAGAUGGGGAGAUGGCUGCUCGUCGGUUCUAACGGUGACAGAACAUUGACCCAAGGCAUGGACGCUCGUUUCGGAUUUCUACUCAGUACUAGCGUGGAUGAGAUCUCGCAACAUCUGAAGGAGGGCCCGUCUGAUGGCCACAACGUCAUCAUUUCUACAUACAACUCCUGGAAAAAAUGCGCAGGAGCUCUGGAAAAGGUGCAGUUGCACCCGGAUCUGGUGAUAUACGAUGAGGCACACCGAACCGUAGGUAUCAUCGACCGGGAGGAUUCUUUCAAGCGAUGCAUUUUGGACGAUUCCUUUCCAUGCCGCGUGCGCCUUUUCAUGACAGCGACGCCGAAAGAUGUCAAAGUUGGAGAUGAUGAGCUUGGGGACAACGAAUUCAAAAGAGGCAUCGUCAAUUCCAUGAACGAAACGGAGAAAUACGGCGAACCCAUCGCGGAUCCAUACACACAGGCGCAAGCUGCGGAUGCCGGGGAUAUAGUGAGAUCGAAGGUAAUCGCACUCAUGACUGACAACGACAUGGUGAGAGAGUACUUUGGAAAUAAUCAGCUUGUGUUGCCUGUCGCCCACAUCUCAUCCGACGACAUAAAAGAAGAGGAUGAAGAUAGCGAUGCAGAAAAUUCGGAUGGCGAUUCCGACGAAAAUAGUAACGACGGAGAUCGGCACCAGGGAGUCUCUGAGCCUCCCAAUGGAAUCGUCUCUGAGCUUCCCGAGGGAGUCGCAGAGCUUCCCGAGAUUCAAAUGGAGGCGUACCGCGACACUGCGAGGUGCGACUGGCUCUGUGCAGCGAUCCACAUCGUCGAAGCCAUACGCGAUGGGAAGUAUAAGGUCGUUUUCUGCUUCACCCGCACGAUUAAACAAGCAAGGGCGUUUCAGCGACGUCUUCAAAGCAUCCGGGAGAUGCUCGCAGAGAAAAACCCUGAUGAAAAUCUAGGAGGAGACUAUCCAAUCGAGCACAUGCACGGGCGUAUGAACAUGACGCAACGGAAGGAGAUAUUAUCGCGCGUCGAAGAGGCAGAGCUGGGUAUAGUUUGCGCCGCGAAAGUGUUGAACGAGGGCAUCGACAUCCCGUUCUGCGACACGGUCGUGUUCUUGGAGGCGAAAGGGAGCGUCGUGGACAUCGCGCAAUGCAGCGGCCGGUGCAAUCGACUGUACCCCGGCAAGGAGGUUGCGAACAUCGUGAUUCCGGCAUUAAUCUCCGAGGACGAGAUACUAAACCCAGGAGCAGACGACCUCGCUGGUUUCCAAGUGCUUCGUAAGACGCUCAGCCUCCUUUGCGUCCUCGACGAAGAGCUCCGCGCCGUAUUGUGCGGCGGCGCAGAUGCGAAUCCUGACGGAAUACACAGGCGGGAAGGGAAGUUUGAAAUCGCGAGAAUCGGUCGUGCGGAUCGGGUCCGAGUAGAUUUGCAGGCUUUGGUGGACAGAUUAAAUAUCGCGGAGGUGUUGCUCGAAAGUAGGCGAAGACCUACAAAGGAGGAGAAAGUGGCGGCGCUUGCCGCGCUCUCAGAGAAGCCGAAGCAGGGGGAAAAGGUGGAGGUGAAGUGCGCAUCAGGAGAAGUGGCGCAGGAGGACCUCGGCAUGUUCUGGAGCGUUAUCCGUCAGAACUUUGGUCCCAAACCAGACAAGGCGAACACCAAGUUGUCAGCAGAGGAGAAGAAGAAGCUCCUGAAUGUGGAGUGGGUGAAGAAGGAGGUUGAGAAGAUGGAAGCGAAGGCGUUGAAUGCGCCUGAAGUGAGAGCGACGAAGGAGGACAAGCUUGCGGCGCUUGCUGCGCUCUCACAGAAGCCGAAGGUGAGGGAAGAGGUGGAGAUGAAGUGCGCAUCAGGAGAAGUGGCGCAGGAGGACCUCGGCAUGUUCUGGGAUAGGGUCCGUCUGAACUUUGGACCCAACCCAGACAAGGCGGGAACCAAUCUGUCAGACGAGGAGAAGAAGAAGCUCUUGGCUGUGGAGUGGGUGAGGAAGGAGGUGGAGAAGAUGAAAGCUAUGGCGUCAAAUGCGCCUGAAGUGAGAGCGACGAAGGAAGAGAAAGUGGCGGCGCUUGCUGCGCUCUCAGAGAGGCCGAAGGUGAAGAAAAAGGUGGUGGUGAAGUGCGCAUCAGGAGAAGUGGUCCUGGAGGACCUCGGCAUGUUCUGGAGCAGUAUCCGUCAGAUCUUUGGUCCCAACCCAGACAAGGCGAAAUACAAUCUGUCAGAGGAGGAGAAGAAGCCGCUCUUGGCUGUGGAGUGGGUGAGGAAGGAGGUGGCAAAAAUGAUGGAAUUGGGAGCGACGAAGGCGGACAAAGUGGCGGCGCUCGUGUCGCUCUCAAAGAAGCCGAAAUAUAGGGAAAAGGUGGAUGUGAAGUGCGCAUCAGGAGAAGUGGUGCAGGAGGACCUCGGCAAGUUCUGGGACAGUAUCCGUCAGAACUUUGGUCCCAACCCAGACAAGGCGGGAACCAAUCUGUCAGAGGAGGAGAAGACGAAGCUCUUGAAUGUGGAGUGGGUAAAGAUGGAGGUGGCAAAAAUGAUGGAAUUGAGAGCGACGAAGGCGGACAAGUUGGCGGCGCUCGUGUCGCUCUCAGAGAGGCCGAAGCAUGGGGAAAAGGUGGAUGUGAAGUGCGCAUCAGCAGAAGUGGUGCAGGAGGACCUCGGCAAGUUCUGGGACAGUAUCCGUCAGAACUUUGGUCCCAACCCAGACAAGGCGAACACCAGUCUGUCAGAGGAGGAGAAGAAGCCGCUCUUGGCUGUGGAGUGGGUAAAGAAGGAGGUGGAGAAGAUGGAAGCGAAGGCGUUGAAUGCGCCUGAAGUGAGAGCGACGAAGGAGGAGAAAGUGGCGGCGCUUGCUGCGCUCUCAGAGAAGCCGAAGGUGGGGGAAAAGGUGCAGGUGAAGUGCGCAUCAGGAGAAGUGGCGCAGGAGGACCUCGGCUUGUUCUGGAGCAUUCUCCGUCAGAACUUUGGUCCCAAACCAGACAAGGCGCACACCAAGUUGUCAGCAGAGGAGAAGAAGAAGCUCUUGAAUGUGGAGUGGGUGAAGAAGGAGGUGGAAAAGAUGUAA
Molecule: messenger RNA, 4182 nt
Organism: Micromonas commoda
Lineage: Eukaryota; Viridiplantae; Chlorophyta; Mamiellophyceae; Mamiellales; Mamiellaceae
Exons: 1
Coding region: 1-4182 (1393 amino acids)
Molecular function (GO): ATP binding; hydrolase activity; DNA binding
Source: RefSeq, a predicted model, not a curated record